This is a messenger RNA of Carassius carassius (crucian carp), 1804 nucleotides long. Its product is annotated as CMP-N-acetylneuraminate-beta-galactosamide-alpha-2,3-sialyltransferase 4-like. The record is from RefSeq and is a predicted model, not a curated record. NCBI's taxonomy places the organism in Eukaryota, Metazoa, Chordata, Actinopteri, Cypriniformes, Cyprinidae. Gene Ontology annotation, biological process: glycolipid biosynthetic process. The transcript is spliced from 13 exons. The coding region runs from base 494 to 1510 and encodes 338 amino acids. Gene Ontology annotation, molecular function: sialyltransferase activity.
GCCGUCGGGCAGUCGGUCUUCAGCGGGCGCACUCUGUGCUGUACAGUGAUGUGACCCCACUAGAACAACCUCUCGAACGACACUAAUGCUACUGAGACUGUUUCAGUUCCGUUCUGGGCGUUUGAAGGAGACGCUGAGUAGUGAACUAAUGUAACGGCGCCUCCCAUCUGAAGAGAAGACGCCCGCGCGCACUUCACAGCGCAACUUUGCUCGUAGGAUGUGAGUGUACCGCGCGCUUGAUCUGGGGAGAGAGGGAGGGGCUUUCCGGACAGUCACUUCACGGACGAUCUUUGUGAUUUUAAACUGUAUCUAGAUACGUGCACCCUGUUUACAGUCUCGCCGUCACCCCACAGAAGAGAGGGGUGGGGUCAUCAGAGCUCAUUAGCAUUGUAAAGCAACAUGGACUAGAGUAAUGUGCUAAAAACGGAGCUGAUUUUGACAGGGUAAAUUUUAUGGGCAGUUCAGAAAUCAGAGGGCAAAGGCAUGAGUGAAGAUGACCUUAAAAGCAGCCAAAACAUGGAUUUUAAGACUGCUCCCAGUUGUGCUCUUCUUCAUCUGUUACUAUUGCUCCCAGUUCUACUUUGAGAGCUAUGGAGGCAGUGGAAAGUCCCCUCAGCCCACUGUCUCUCUAUGUCACACCUAUCGCAUGAAGAGAAAGUGGGACAGUCUUAAAUUGAACAUGAGCCGGAAGACUGAGCUCUUUCUAAAGCUGGAGGAUUUCUUCUGGAGGGAACAUCUGUCAUCUGAAGCUCUGCCCUACGGUAUUAAAGGCAGCGAGCUCUUGCUUCUGAAGGUUUUGGCAGUGACUCUCAGCUACACAAUGCCAGCUAACAUUGAGAGCAGCUUAGAUUGCAGGACGUGUGCAGUCAUUGGAAACAGCUUUUCCAUAAAAAACAGUUCACUGGGGGAGAUCAUUAACAAAUACAACGUGGUGGUCAGGCUGAAUGACGCCCCGGUGAGAGGCUAUGAGGUGGAUGUUGGUAACAAGACCACGUUACGCCUGUUUUAUCCCGAAUCUGCCUCCUAUAACCCCGGUAUCCACAAUGAGCCGGACACCCUGCAAGUCCUGGUUCCUUUCAAACAGCAUGACCUCCGCUGGCUCAAAGAGAUCCUGUAUGAUGAGAAGAGGGUCCGAAAGGGUUUCUGGAAGCCUCCGCCCCAGAUCUGGCUCGGCCAGGCCAGUCAGAUCCGUGUCCUGGACCCAUAUUUCCUUCGCAUAACAGCCAGCAAGCUGCUUCAGAUUCCCCUGCAACCGCACAGACAACAGAAACCAGUGCAUCCCACAACUGGCAUUCUGGCUGUGUUUGUGGCUCUAAACUACUGUGACGUUGUGCACGUGGCUGGAUUCGGAUACCCAGAGUCCAGGAACCAGAAACAGCCCAUCCACUAUUAUGGAAAGGAGACGAUGAGAUCCAUGAAGAAUUCCUACCACGAUCUCAAUCAAGAGGCUCUGGUGCUUAAGAGACUGGAAGACCAGGGAGCUAUUUUAUAUCUUCAUCCUCAUUCCUGACACCCAACAUGAACACAAAUGAAUAAACACACACAUAAACGCAUGUAAAUAUGGCAUUACAGACAAUAUCUUCACCUUCGUUCUGACUUAGACUGAACUGAGACUUCCAGCUGUCACGCUGCAGAGAUGUUAGAAGUUUCUGCAUUUCUUUGUGAUUCACCAUUUUUUCUCUGACCUCAAGUAUUUAUAAUGAGUGAAUCUUUCCUGCUUAUUGUUUUGUUUCCUUUCGGGAACUUUUUUUUAAGAAAAUAUCACGACUGGAUAUUUUGUGAACUUUAAUAAAAUUAUAUUUUG